AUGGCGGCUUCCAGUGCGCAAGCUGGCUUGACCUCAAGCAUCACAACAGUGUCUGGGAUCUUCGAUUCCAUGGAGUAUGGGCCCAACCCUGAAGCAGCUAACUCUGCUCAAGCAUGGCUUGAAAGCCACAAGCGAAGUUUGGGUCAUUUCAUCGACAACCAGUGGGUUAAACCAACUGGCCGUGCCACAUACACCACCAAAUCGCCUGCCAAUGGGGAAGUCCUAGCCACAACAAUUCAAGGGGAAGAUGAAGACGUUGAACUGGCUGUUGGUGCAGCCUCCAAAGCGUAUACGUCAUGGAGUCAAUUGCCUGGCCAUGUUCGAGCAAGACAUCUUUACAGUGUCGCCAGACACGUGCAGAAACAUCAACGCCUUAUUAGCGUCAUGGAAAGCCUUGACAACGGCAAGCCAAUCAGAGAGACGCGAGAUGCUGACAUCCCGCUGGUGGUGCGUCAUUUCUAUCAUCAUGCAGGAUGGGCGGAGCUAAUGGACACAGAGAUGAGUGGCUGGAAAUCCGUUGGUGUGGUGGGCGCCAUUGUCCCCUGGAACUUCCCUCUGAUGCUGUUGACGUGGAAGGUCUGCCCUGCCCUAGCCAUGGGAAACACGGUUGUUCUCAAGCCGGCCACCUUCACCCGUCUGAGUGCGCUCCUGUUUGCGCAGAUCUGUGCCGAGGCUGGUCUCCCCCCAGGCGUCUUUAAUGUGGUGACGGGGAAUGGUGCAUUUGGAAGCAAGCUUGCAGGGCAUCCUGGGAUAGAUAAGGUUGCGUUCACUGGCUCCACGGAGGUUGGGCAGCUCCUACGAAAGGCGACUGCAGGAACUGGCAAGAAGCUUUCCCUUGAGCUCGGGGGCAAGUCGCCUUUCAUCGUCUUUGACUCGGCGGAUCUUGACGCUGCUGUGGAGGGCAUGGUGGAUGCUAUUUGGUUCAAUCAAGGGGAGGUGUGCAGUGCUGGUUCUCGUCUGCUCAUCCAAGAGACGGUGAAAGAUAAGAUGCUGCAGAAACUACGGGAUCGCAUCCUGUCUCUGCGUCUGGGAGACUCUCUGGAUAAGUCCAUCGAUGUCGGAGCAGUGGUCGAUCCAUCGCAACGAGCGACUGUAGAACGAUACGUGGAAGAGGCUAGGGCAGAAGGAGCAGAGAUUAUUCAAAAUGUGGAGUGUGUUCCAGCGAAUGGUUGUUUCUACCCACCAACAAUCAUCAACAAUGUUCAAACCUCUUCAAAAGUCGUCAUGGAAGAGAUCUUUGGUCCUGUAGUCGUCAUUCUCCCUUUCCGGACAGCCAAAGAGGCGGUGGCAUUGGGGAACAAUUCAAACUACGGCCUGGCCGCUAGCGUCUGGACAGAGAAUGUCAGUCUAGGACUGGAGGUUGCCCUUAGCAUGAAGGCAGGGAGUGUGUGGGUCAACGGUCAUAACAUGUUCGACGCUGCCAGUGGAUUCGGUGGUUAUCGCCAGAGUGGGUACGGACGAGAUGGCGGGAAAGAGGGCCUAUAUGAGUAUGUGAUGCCAACGUGGGCUGAAAAGGCACGGCCAACUCCUGCUGAAGUCAACUACAAGACGUUUGGUAGCUACGUUCCGGCUUCAGUUAGCACGGCAAUACCCAGUCGAAAUGAAAUUACUGUUGAUGGCCAGAACAUGCCCAGAGUGGACCGUACAUACAAGGUGUACUACGGCGGCGCGCAGAAACGCCCGGACGGUCAGUAUUCUCGCCAGAUCCUCAGCCCUGCCGGGGAAGUGAUAGCACUGGUAGGAGACGGGAAUCGCAAAGACAUGAGGAAUGCCGUGGAAGCUGCACACAAGGCUGCCCCAGGAUGGGGAAAGCGAGCUGCUCAUAACCGAGCCCAGAUUGUCUACUACAUGGCUGAGAAUCUAGAACUUCGACGCAGCGAGGUUGCGAGUGACCUCUGUCGGAUGACUGGUCAGAGCAUGGAGGACGCUCUGAGAGAAGUUGACUUGUCCGUCCAGAGGCUGUUCUACUGGGGUGCUUAUGCUGAUAAGUAUGGUGGAAGCGUACAGGAAACCCAGCUGUACGGCGCUACAGUCAAGAUCCAUGAGCCGAUCGGAGUGAUCGGGAUCGCCUGUCCGGAUGUUUGCCCUCUGCUGGCGUUCGUUUCCCUCUUUGCUCCCGCUGUUAUCAGAGGUAACGCUGUUGUGGUUGUUCCUAGUGAGAAGUACCCCACCGUUGCCUUAGACUUUUAUCAGGUGUUUGAUACGUCUGACCUGCCUGGCGGUGUGGUGAACAUCAUCACCGGUAACCGCGAUCACCUAACAAAGACUCUAGCAGAACACCAAGACAUACAGUCUAUGUGGUACUUUGGCUCAGCGGAGGGGUCAAAGUUCGUAGAGUGGUCCUCGGCUACCAACCUGAAGCGUACCUGGGUGAGCUACGGGAAGGACCGUGAUUGGACGGACAAGUCGCAGGGACAGGGAGAGGAGUUUCUGUACCACGUGACCCAGGUCAAGAACAUCUGGAUUCCCAUGGGUGACAUUUUUGCCAACUAGUGACGAGGGAAAACCAAGUUAAAGGCACUGGACACCUUUGGUAAUUGUCAAAGACCAGUCUUCUCACUUGGUGUAUCCAAAUCUGUGAA
This is a messenger RNA of Asterias rubens (European starfish), 2582 nucleotides long. RefSeq names its product aldehyde dehydrogenase family 16 member A1-like. The coding region runs from base 1 to 2493 and encodes 830 amino acids. Lineage: Eukaryota; Metazoa; Echinodermata; Asteroidea; Forcipulatida; Asteriidae. The record is from RefSeq and is a predicted model, not a curated record. The transcript is spliced from 13 exons. Gene Ontology annotation, molecular function: oxidoreductase activity, acting on the aldehyde or oxo group of donors, NAD or NADP as acceptor.